This is a messenger RNA of Calliphora vicina (urban bluebottle blowfly), 3167 nucleotides long. RefSeq names its product glycerophosphocholine phosphodiesterase GPCPD1. NCBI's taxonomy places the organism in Eukaryota, Metazoa, Arthropoda, Insecta, Diptera, Calliphoridae. The coding region runs from base 580 to 2565 and encodes 661 amino acids. The transcript has 2 exons. Gene Ontology annotation, biological process: glycerophospholipid catabolic process. The record is from RefSeq and is a predicted model, not a curated record. Gene Ontology annotation, molecular function: starch binding; glycerophosphocholine phosphodiesterase activity.
GAAUUAAAUAACACCAAGAAAAUCGUGGUGUUGACAAACCAUUUUUUUUGUUAAAUUAAAUUUAAUAAAAAAAAAAAUUUAUUUAUUUGAAAGUGCUAUUAAAAUUAAACAAAAACUCCUUUUAUUGCCAAACAAAACAAUAACAAAGUUAAACAUUGAAAUCUACAAAAUAAAAAGCUUCAAAAAACCAUUAAAUAACUUUUGUGAUGUGUGCGGCUGUUUCUACGUUGAACAGCUUUCAAUAGCAACUGUACUUCUUGAAAGACAACAAAGACCAGACGGGCCAUUUUUAGGCUCUUAAAGCUAAAAAACCCUAAUAAAUUAAGCAAACAAUGUUAAAAAUUUAUUAAAAACAAUAAACCACGUAAACCCUAAACAAAAUGAUUUUUUGCUAACAAGACAACAAUAAAAUAAAAAUUUUAAUAAUUCAAAUUAAACAACAAUAACAAAAUAAAACAAUUAUUUCCGGUUUGCAAACAAAACGUUAAAAGAAGGAAAAAUUUAAAUUGUUAAAUAUUGUGAUAAAUUCUUUUAAAAAGAACCUACUUUUUUAACUAAAUCUGCUACAAAUUGAACAACAUGUCGGUACCUGCUGUUUUAAAUCUUAUUGAUGCUACUCCCCAUAUCCUGGAAGACCAAACUUGCAACUCUUAUGUGGAUGCUGCUGCUGUAGUUAAACCCAAUUUUACGGGGGUUUCGCAUCAGGCAACAGAGGAGCAGUCAAAAAGUGAAGUGGACUCUUGCCUCUCCUCCAUCAGGCCUUUUAGUGUGCUAUUGCCUCAAGAGCUGGCCGAUAAUGAGCAUGUGGCUUUAACGGGCGACUCUAAGGCUUUGGGUGCCUGGCAAUUGGAACGCUGUAUAACCUUGUCCCGUCAAAAUGGCAGUUUGGAAUGGUCCGCCAAUGUCAUGCUGCCAGCCUGCCCCAAAGUAAACUAUCGCUAUUUUGUUUAUGCCGAAGACUAUUUGGGACGCAAACAGAUUAGACGUUGGGAGACCCAUUUAAAACCCAGACAAUUGACCUCUUGUGUGAAUAAUUGCAGGGAUGUGGAUAUUUUUGGCCAGGUGGUAGCUGCAGAAGUUUCAGUAAAUCGCGGCUGGCUUAAUAAUGAAAUGAUAUUGCAGCUGAAAUUUGAACGUGAGAAAUUGUUCCAGGUCCAUGAUAUAAAUAAAUUUGAUCCGGAAAAUGUCUACAUAAAAGUGGAACCCUUGGCAAAGGAUUUAACUGCCCUGGAAGUUGAUAAGUCUGGUGUUAAUGUGGAGGUUUCCAAAUUGAAAUAUAAUGAAAGUAGAUUAAGAGCUCAGCCAAAAGAAGGUGUCCCCCAUAAACGCAAUGAUGUGGUUAUUUUUCAUCUAACAGUUCCCUUGGACUUGGAAGCUUCAUAUGCUUUGUUAUUUUACUCCCAAGAUCAUCAACUAAUGGGCAAAGCUCUUAUUACCAAUGAUCAAUUAAAGGGCAGUCAAGGUGAACUUUUGCUGCAGAUCAAGGAUGUUAAAGAAACUGUGAUAGCCCGCUUAACUUUACCCUAUUUAUUGGUUAAGCCUUUUAGUGAUAAAGAUAUGUUGGAUUUCCGCACUACUUAUGCCCAUUAUUGGCCCAAGUCUUGGCCCAAUUUGGAUGUGGCUCAUCGCGGCAAUGGCAAGAGUUAUAUAGCCAGUCCCCCCGAGGAAAGGGAGAAUACAAUUUCCUCAUUUCUAAAAGCCUAUGAAGUAUUUGCCGAUAUGGUGGAAUUGGAUGUUCAUCUAACGGCCGAUGGCAUACCUGUGAUAUAUCAUGAUUUUGGAGUGCGCACAGCUCCCCAAAACAAAGUGGUUACGGAUGUUUCGCAAUUGGAGUAUGUGCUAUUGAAAGACCUGACCUAUGAGGCCAUUAAGCAGCUGCGUGUCUUUGCCAUAGUCAAUAAUGAAAUUAAGGAAUAUCCUGCCCAUGAUAAAGAGCCCCAGUUUGAGAAACGUAUAUUCCCUACAUUGGAGGAGGUAUUGGAAAAUUUACCCAAAACCUUGGGUAUAGAUGUGGAAAUUAAAUGGCCCCAGCGUAAAAUAAAAGGAGGCGUGGAGGCUGAACAGACAAUAGACAAAAAUUACUUUAUUGACACCGUUUUGCAGGUGAUAUUGCAAAAAGGCUGUGGCCGUCCUUUGGUAUUCUCCAGUUUUGAUGCUGACAUCUGUACUAUGCUGAGAUUCAAACAGAAUUUAUUGCCCGUCAUGUAUUUGACUCAAGGUGAGACUCAGAAAUGGGAAGCCUUUCUGGAUCUAAGAACCAGAUCCUUUGAACAGGCCAUUAAUAAUGCUCAAGCUUUUGAAUUGGCCGGCACUGCACCGCAUGCCGAAGAUUUCAAGGGAGAACAGGGCGCAGCCCUCAUGAAGAAGGCACGAGAUUUGGGACAGAUUUCCUUGGUCUGGGGUGAUGACUGUAAUUCCCAACAAGCUGUUAAGUAUUUCCAUGAUAUUGGUGCUACCGCUACCUGCUACGACAGAUCGGAUUUGUAUGUGCCCGCCACUAAAACGCAAGCCUUUUUCAAUUCUACCGAACUAAUGGAAGAAUUUAAAGAUCAGUGUCGUUCUUAAAUGAUUUUAACUUACUAAAUGAAACAGAGACAAAUAUAUUUUAUAUAAACUAUUAUAAAUAUGAAAAUUAGUUUUUAAAAAAAAACAUAUUUUUAACGAAUUUUUAGUUGAAAUUAUCUUUACAAAAUUAAACUAGUUCGCUGGCGAACAUUUGUUAAAAAACAAAAUUUCAAAUUUUAUUGUUAAAUACUCCUCGUUGUAUUAAACUAUUUUUUUUAUUAUUAUUUUAAUUGCUAUUAUUAUUAAACACACAAAUACUAUGUAUUAAUUAUUCCAUUAAUAAAUUAAUAAAUUAAAGACAAUAAAUAAAUAUGUAAAGGAAACAUAUUUAUUUUAUUAGCUAAAUUUGUAAUUCAAAACAAAUUAAAAAAAAAUUGUUUCACGUUUUAAUAAAUUCUUAGUCAUGUAACAUUUAUUUAAAAUAUACAACUUUUAAUUGGUUUUCUAUAUUAAACAAAACUAUUUCAAAUUGUUAUUAACUUGUUAAAGUUAAAUGCUUUAUUUAAUUGUUAAAAUAACACGUAAAUUAUUAAAGAAAAAAAACAAUGAUAUUAAAACAAAAAAAAAUAAACUUAAAAAAAAUAUAUUUUUAGAUUCACAAA